This is a messenger RNA of Chaetomium fimeti, 903 nucleotides long. RefSeq lists its product as uncharacterized. The record is from RefSeq and is a predicted model, not a curated record. Gene Ontology annotation, molecular function: cytochrome-b5 reductase activity, acting on NAD(P)H. NCBI's taxonomy places the organism in Eukaryota, Fungi, Ascomycota, Sordariomycetes, Sordariales, Chaetomiaceae. The coding region runs from base 1 to 903 and encodes 300 amino acids. The transcript is spliced from 2 exons.
AUGCCUCCAGGCACUGUUUUCCGACCCUUUCUGCGCGCGACGCAUCGUGCAAACGUCAUGGGCACGACCCAAGUCGCAGUGGCAGCCGCCGUCGCUGGCAUUGGCGCGUAUGCCUGGUACACGCGCAGCAACAGCACCAGCUCCGACAAGCCCGUCUUCAGCAGCUUCGGCUUCCAUACCCUGCGCCUUGACAGCACCGAGCUGAUCAACCACAACACCAAGAAGCUGCGCUUUGCGCUGCCAGAUGCCACCAAACCGAGCGGCCUUCCCCUCACAUCCGCCCUGCUGACCGUCGCCUUCCCGAGCGGCCGCUGGCUGCCCGUCAUCCGGCCGUACACCCCUGUCAACGACAUCAACGAGCCAGGCUACGUCGAGCUGAUGGUCAAGCUCUACCCGAACGGCAAACAAAGCACGCACCUGCACUCCCUCCAACCCGGCGACACGCUGACCAUGGCGCCCGUCAGGGGCCUGGCCUGGACGGCCAACCAGCACCCGCACGUGGCGCUCAUCGCGGGCGGCGCGGGCAUCAGCCCCAUGUACCAGCUGGCGCGCGGCAUCCUGCGCGACCCGACCGACCGCACCCGCGUGACGCUGGUGUGGGGCGUCAACACGGACGCCGACCUCUUCUUGCGGGACGAGUUCGCCGCGCUGGAGCGGGAGCACCCCGGUCGGUUUAGGGCUGUGUAUGUGGUGGCGGACCCGGGGGUUGGGUCGCAGCACAAGAAGGGGUUUGUCACGAGGCAGUUGCUGGAGGGGGUGGGGUUGGCGGCUGGCGAGGAACAGAAUCGGGAUGGGAAGGUUCUGGUUUGUGGGCCGCCGGCGAUGGAGAAGGCGCUGAAGGGGAAGAAGACGGGCGUGUUGGCCGAGUUGGGGUACCGGCCGGAUCAGGUGUAUAGCUUUUAG